Messenger RNA from Antrostomus carolinensis (chuck-will's-widow), 1617 nucleotides. Its product is annotated as huntingtin. Gene Ontology annotation, cellular component: nucleus; cytoplasm. The transcript has 7 exons. The record is from RefSeq and is a predicted model, not a curated record. The annotation marks the transcript as partial. Lineage: Eukaryota; Metazoa; Chordata; Aves; Caprimulgiformes; Caprimulgidae.
GAUAAAGCUGUGGCUGAACCAGUAAGUCGACUGCUGGAAUCAACCCUAAGAAGCACCCAUAUGCCAAGUCGGAUUGGAGCUCUGCAUGGAAUUCUUUAUAUCCUUGAGUGUGACUUGCUUGAUGAGACAGCAAAGCAACUCAUUCCAAUUAUCAGCGAGUAUCUGCUCUCUAAUUUGAGAGGAGUAGCACAUUGUGUGAAUAUCCAUAACCAACAGCACAUCUUGGUAAUGUGUGCAGCUGCUUUCUAUUUGAUUGAGAAUUACCCACUUGAUGUAGGGCCUGAAUUCUCUGCAGGAAUUAUACAGAUGUGUGGAGUCAUGGUGUCUGGAAGUGAUGAAUCAACACCAUCCAUUAUUUAUCACUGUGUUCUGAGAGGAUUAGAACGACUCCUUCUUUCAGAGCAGCUUUCCAGGCUGGAUAGUGAAUCGCUCGUUAAACUGAGUGUUGACAGAGUGAAUGUGCAGAGCCCCCACAGAGCCAUGGCAGCACUUGGAUUAAUGCUGACUUGCAUGUACACAGGAAAGGAAAAAAUCAGCCCCAGUCGUACCACAGAUGUAAAUCCUGCCGCUCCUGACAGUGAAUCUGUGAUCGUAGCUAUGGAACGAGUAUCUGUCCUUUUUGAUAGGAUCAGGAAGGGAUUUCCUUUUGAAGCUAGAGUAGUGGCUCGGAUCCUUCCACAGUUCCUUGAUGAUUUUUUUCCCCCACAAGAUGUGAUGAAUAAAGUUAUUGGAGAAUUUUUAUCCAAUCAACAACCUUACCCACAAUUCAUGGCAACAGUAGUUUAUAAGGUUUUCCAGACACUACAUAGCACUGGACAGUCCUCAAUGGUCCGUGACUGGGUGAUGCUGUCUCUCUCUAAUUUCACACAAAGAACACCCGUGGCAAUGGCAAUGUGGAGUCUUUCCUGUUUUUUUGUCAGUGCUUCCACCAGUCAAUGGAUUUCAGCAAUUCUUCCACAUAUUAUCAGCAGAAUGGGAAAAUCUGAGCAAGUGGAUGUUAACAUCUUCUGUUUGGUGGCCAUAGACUUUUACCGACAUCAGAUAGAUGAAGAAUUAGAUCGAAGGGCCUUUCAGUCGGUGUUUGAGGUGGUAGCAUCUCCAGGAACCCCAUAUCAUCGCCUACUAACUUGUUUGCAAAAUGUCCACAAGGUCACAGCAUGUUGAACAUCCUGAUGUGUAAUGGAACUGCAUGACUAGUAUUGGAAUCCGAUAUGAAAUAUGGGGAAUGCAAGAUCAAGAAAGUAUCCGGGGUUGCAUUUGUGAUAAAUAUGGACCUGCCACUUUUACUUCCAGAAUGCAUGGACGAGUGCUCUGCAGCACUGGAGAUCACCUGAAAAGUCUAGUGUAGUUGUUGUUGACACCAGGCACAUGAGAGGGGAAAGAAAUACGUCAACAUUUUUCAGGUGGUGUUUGGGACUAACCUGAGACACAUUUACUAACUGUAAGAUAUGAGCAAGUACUACGAUGCAAGGUAACUGGUAUUACUCUUCUUCCUAAUGUUCAGCUGAAGCCACUGUAUUGCAGCCGGUAAGAAGCUGACAGAACCACUGUUACUGCAAGCUGCAGUCCUUAGAAAACAUCAUAGUUUUAUGUACCUGUAUAUACUGUUGUGUAGUA